Peronospora matthiolae is the source of this 105-nucleotide messenger RNA. The record is from the annotation of a GenBank genome assembly. NCBI's taxonomy places the organism in Eukaryota, Oomycota, Peronosporomycetes, Peronosporales, Peronosporaceae.
AUGAUUUGUUCCCCCCGUUCCCAUUUCCAGUGGUCUACCCCUCGCCCCCGGGGGUCGGCUUUUCUAUUCCCAGACAUGCCGCUAGGCGUGCUCACUGCGGUAUAG